This is a messenger RNA of Lindgomyces ingoldianus, 504 nucleotides long. RefSeq lists its product as uncharacterized. Bases 1 to 504 code for a protein of 167 amino acids. The record is from RefSeq and is a predicted model, not a curated record. NCBI's taxonomy places the organism in Eukaryota, Fungi, Ascomycota, Dothideomycetes, Pleosporales, Lindgomycetaceae. The transcript is spliced from 2 exons. Gene Ontology annotation, cellular component: mitochondrial large ribosomal subunit. Gene Ontology annotation, molecular function: structural constituent of ribosome. Gene Ontology annotation, biological process: mitochondrial translation.
AUGGAUAUACCAAUUCCCUCUCCCAGCGCUCUCCGCGCCCUGCGCCGCACCCUCUCUCCCUCCCUCUCCUACUCCCCCCUAAAAUCCCCCCACUAUACGCAAACCCGCAACGCAACCCUCCUCCGUCGACCAAAACGCCCCUACACUUUUACGCAGCUCGUCACGCUCUCCGACGGGUCCACCUUCCUCCAUCGCACGACCUCUCCAAUCCCUGUCUAUCGGUCCACGAAAGAUAAUCGCAACACCCCGCUGUGGAACCCUAGUUCUCAAAAACUGCUGAAUGUGGAGGAGGAUGAGGCGGGGAGAUUGAGGAGGUUUCGGGAAAAGUUUGGGAGAGGUUGGGACGCUGAGGGUAGCGAGGGAGAGAAGCCGGAGCCUCCGCAGGAUCAUUUAAUGGAUUUGAUAAGUGCCGGGUUCAAACAGGAUGGGAAGAAGCAGGCGAAAGAGUCGAAAGGAUCACCGCCGGCGCCGACGCCAGAGAAAGGAACGACCGGGAAGAAAUAG